UGCUCUUCCGAGGAGAAUAUCUGUUGACACAUUACAAUGCUGCAAAUAAGGGACCUCGUCUGGGGAUUGCUGCUCGUUGGCUGUGCAGCCGCCAUCCAGGUGCAAAUUACUCCAACACAAGGAGAGAUCAGUGUGGGAGAGUCCAAGUUUUUCCUCUGCGAAGUGGUUGGAGAUGCUAAAGACAUAGACUGGUACGCCCCCAGCGGGGAGAAGAUCCUCCCCAACAGGCCAGACAUCUUUGUGAACCGUGGUGAUGAAACCAUGUCGACCCUCACCAUAUACCAUGCCACUGUGGACAGUGCCGGUAUCUACAAGUGUGUGGCAAAGAACUUGGACAAGGAAGCCCAGGCCACGGUCCAAGUGAAGAUCUUCCAAAAGAUCACCUUCGAGAGUGCUCCCAGCCCACAGGAGUUCAAUGAAGGCGAUGAUGCUGACAUAAUCUGCGAUGUGGUCAGCUCGCCGCCAUCAGCCAUCAUUUGGAAGCAUAAGGGCUCCAGGAUCCAGGUUGCCAAAGACGUGCGAUUCAGGAUCGUGGAAAAUGGCCACCUGCAGAUCCGCGGCAUCAAGAAGAUCGAUGAGGGCAUGUACAACUGUGAGGCCCGUAUCAUGGCCAGGGGAGAGAUUGACUUCAGGAUGAUCAAGGUCGUUGUUAAUGUGCUCCCCACCAUCCGCACCAGGCUGUCAGAUGUGAACGCUACAGCAGACAUCGGUAGCUCUGCUUUGCUGGCCUGCGACGCAGACGGCUUCCCUGAACCCACCGUCACCUGGGCACAUAACAACGUUGUCCUUGAAACCGGUGAUAAGUACAGCCUGAACGAGGAUGGUUCGGAAUUGGUAAUAAAAGAUGUCAAGAAAGUGGAUGAAGGAGAUUACACUUGCAUCGCCAAGAACAAGGCGGGAGAAAAAACCGAGGAAGUCAGCCUGAACGUGUUCGUGCAACCCAGGAUUACCUACCUGAGUAACCAGACCGCCUCAGAGUUUGACGACCAGGUCGCCCUGACCUGUGAGGCCUCGGGCGACCCCACACCCACCAUCUCCUGGAGUUUCCAAAACAGGGUAUUCACCGAAGGAGAGCAGAGCCUUGAUAGAAAUAUUGUGGUACGCAGCCACGCACGGGUGUCUUCGCUCACCUUGAAAAAUGUCCUGUUCACGUACGCCGGCCAGUACCUCUGCACCGCCAGCAACUCCAUCGGCCAGGACAACCAGCAGAUGUACCUGGAGGUCCGCUAUGCUCCAAAAAUCCUGGGUCCAGUGACAGUGUACACAUGGGAGGGGAACGCGGCCAACAUCAGCUGUGAGGUGGAGGCUCAUCCCGGAGCCGCCGUGUUUUGGUUUAGAGACAGCAGCCGCCUGCCCUCUGCCAACACCACCAACGUGAAGAUCUACUACACACCAACCGUCAGCUAUCUGGAGAUUACCCCUGAUUCUCAGAAUGACUUUGGGAGCUACAACUGCACAGCAACCAAUGUGAUGGGCUCUGAGUCCAAGGAGUUCCUUCUGAUCCAAGCAGAGGUGCCAUCAUCUCCAGAAAUCGAACAAGUGGAACCUUUCUCCAGCACAGCAGUGGUGACGUUUGAAGAGCCCGACUCCAUGGGUGGAGUUCCCAUUAUCAAGUACAGAGUGGAAUGGCGUUUGCCUGGCCAGGAUUGGACUGGCAAAGAGCACGAUGCUAAUGACGACACGACUACAAUCACCAUCGUUGGCCUGAAGCCAGAGACCACCUACGAGGUCAAGAUGUCAGCCAUCAACGGCAAGGGCGAAGGCGAGAGCAGCCAGGCCAGCACUUUCAAGACCGAGCCAGUCCAGUAUUCUUUCACAAUUUCAUCAGAGACACCACCCCCUAUUGCCACCACCAGUGUGGCCCUUAAAGGGGAACCCAGUGCCCCCAAACUGGAAGUCAAGAUCCAAGAAAGGGGUAAUUCUCUUAAGGUCAACUGGAUCAAUCAGGACGAUGGCGGUUCCCCCAUUAAACACUACCUGGUCAGAUACAAGGCUAAGCAUGUAUCCGACUGGAAACCAGAGAUCCGCAUUCCCCAUAACAGUGAGUAUGUGAUGCUGAGCGGCCUGGAAUGGGAUACAGAGUAUGAGGUUCACGUGGUGGCAGAGAAUCAGCAGGGCAAGUCGGAGCCGGGCGUCAUCUCCUUCAGAACAGCUACAGACCCCACCACCAUCCCAGAUGCCAUCAGCAGUGGCUCAGGCCUGGGCACCGGAGCUAUCGUAGGCAUCCUCAUUGUCGUCUUUUUCCUGCUGUUGGUGGGCGUGGACGUCACCUGCUACUUCCUCAACAAGUGUGGACUUCUCAUGUGCAUUGCUGUGAACUUCUGUGGGAAGGCCGGACCGGGUGCUAAGAGCAAGGACAUAGAGGAGGGCCAGGCAGCAUUCACGAAAGAUGAGUCUAAGGAGCCAAUUGUUGAGGUGAGAACGGAGGAAGAACCGACCCCAAACCAAGGAGGGGGUCCCACAGAGCCCAACGAGACCACACCCUUGACAAAACCUGAGCCUGCUGCUGCAGACACCACCUCCACGGUGGUGAACUUGCUCCCCUCCACUGCCACUAACUCAGUUGCUGAGAGCUUUAGCACGGCGCAGAGCAGUCCUGCUAGUGAAAGCACCACGCUAACCACCAGCGCCUCCAGCCCAACCAAAGCCGCCCCUGCCAAGGCCUCCCCCAAAAACCGCUCUGCUGCCCAGUCCAGUCCGCUUAAUGCUAUCACCCAACCUGACGUUGGGCCCCUGGUCGACCUGAGCGACACCCCUAAAGCUCCCCCCUCGUCCAACCCAACACUCCCUGUCUCAGAGCCAGUCAGCCCGCCCUCUGCUAAUGCCGACGGGCCACAGAGCCAGCGUGACCCAGUCAAAGCCCCUGACAGCACCCAGAAUAAGGACUUACAAGUAGACGGCCCGGCCAAGGAUGCGCCCAAUGCCCUGUGCACAGACUCGACCACACCAGCCCACAAUGACGGUAAGACUGUGAAGGAUGAUAGCACCAAAGGCGAGACGGAGGUGAAGAACGCCACAGCCGAGGUGAAGACAGUUCCCAACGAGGCUCCCCAGACGAACGGCAACGAGAGCAAAGCGUAAUCCACUCCCCCGAGAGCGGCAGGAAGAAGGGUUUUUAAGGUUAAAAGGUGGGGUGGGAGGGUGGGGGGGUCACAUUCACUGAAACCUCAAAGCAAUGUCACACACCACCCCAUCGCAUCAGAAAAAUAAAUUAAAAAAAACAACAGAAAAAAAAAUUAAAUAUAAUAAUUCAUGGGUCUCCUUUUACAAUGUCUUCUGACCAGGAAAAUGUAAGGACCUCAUUCACAUGCCUUAGUUCCUUUUAUCUCAGUUUCUAUUAGCUUAUUUGUCACGGGAAAGAAAUCAAAUUCAUACUUGUAGUUCACCAUCUCUCUCAUAUGUUUUAUUAAAUUGAUAAACUGUUCAAUAAGGAAACAAUUUUCCUGUAGAUAACCACAGAUUACUGCCCUUCAUAAUGUACACACAUGCAAGACUGGUACAAUUACCAAUACUACUCUUCUUUAUGCAGUAUGGUCAUCAUCAUGGUAAUGGAUUAUGGGUCUUUCCUCCUUUGUUGAUAUUUUGUUGUGUUUAAACAAUAUGCAGACGAUACUGCCUAUUUAGCUUUUUCAAUGUGUUAUUUCCAGAGAUUAGAACAUUAGCAUGCCUGUUUUUACAAACGUUAGUGUAUUUCUGUACAUGUUGCUGUUAUUUGGUUCCUUUUUAAAUGUUUUUUUUUUCUUUUCUAAAUGUUAUCUCCAUAAGGUUCUGGCCGAGAAAUCCUCUAGCCUAAACUAUGAGAAAGGGAGGCUAUUAAAGUCAAGGUUCAGGGGUUUAACCCUGUCUCCCUAAAAAUUCUGUUCAUACAGUACAUGUAUAUUGGUUAAUGGUUUCGCCUAAUACAUUAUGAAAGAAAUGAUUUUGUUACUUUGCAGAUAUGUUCAUUAAACUUAUUUGCUAUUUUUAUUAAAUGAUAAAAAUUGAAAUUCUGGAUUACUUUAAGUUUCUUUCAUAACGUAUUUGCUCUUGCAAAUUAGCUGUAUAUGAGCGUUAGUUUUAGGAGACAGGGUUGGGUUGGUUUUGGGGUAUGGAAAUACUCACAUAGUGGAUUACAGUUAUGAUCCUUUUCAGGGGCCACAUCCGUCCAAUUUUCCAGACUUAAUAAGUCAUACCAUGUUAACUCAGACGUCUCAUUCCAAAGGAGAAACACUGCCUUAUUUUGCCAGAAUUUGACGGAAACUGUAUUCUAAAAUCUACCAGCUCAUACUGCUUUCAGUCCUCAUCAACUCGUUGAAAAUGAUCAUGUGACCAAAUAUACCAAGUGUGUUCACGUGAGCACUGGUAAAUAUAUUAUAUGAACUGGACCAAUGAAGAAGGAUGCUACAGGAUAUAAAUAAUGCCAACUGUUUCUUCUUGGAAGUAGCCAUGUAAUGAAAGUUGAUUAAGUUAUAAAUAUAAUAUUGCUAUUGUGUCUUGACAUGAAACACCAGAAUGUCUGAAUUUAGUUUGAGGUCAAGUUCCUCUUGGUCAUUUUUGACCUCACGAGUUGAUGAGGACCAAGUGUUAGUUUUGGUCUCUGUAGUGCUCAUCUUGGUCUUGGAGCCCACUAGCCUUCAGCGCCGCCCCUCGUAAACCAAGUUCUUUGAAAGAAACAACCCCUCUGAUUGGACACCGCUUAUAUGUGCAUUGUUAAUAUGGCCAAUUGAUUUUCUUUCCGUCAAUGUUAGUACACACCUUUAUCUACUUCUCUCCCACACGUACACCUCACCCUUUCCAGAGGUCUCCUUUAAACAUUUCGGAUCAGUUCCUUUAACUGACAGGUUCAGGGCUUAACAGUGACUCAAAAGGCCACAUGUGUUUUGUCAAAACCAUUUCAGUCAGCAGGUUUGAACUGAGAAGCAGACAUUUUUGUUGAAAGAAAAAACAAACCCUUGCAGGCUCGUUGGUCAAACUCACUGAAUUCUUGACACGACGGUUUCCACGGCCAGAAAUUGGUCUCGGAUAUUACAUUCAGUUUGUUUUCCUUGGGGUCAACCACCUCUACCUUCUUCUAUGGUCAUAGCCAUUGUUGCCUUCUCUGUUCUGACCACUAUUGUUCACUGCUUAAAACUGAAUUCUGCUCCUCAGAGUGACCAAGCAUCUGUGUCUCUCAGCCGUCGUUUUCUCUCUUUCACCACAGCUGUGGUCAGUGUGAGUUUGCUUCAUCAUCACUGCCUCCACCAUCUUGCAGAUGAGUCUUAAAUCUAUGUGUGCCUCUGCAGUGAUGUGACAUAUAUUGUAGGUUUAGUACAGUUUAUCACCUUAUUCUAGAUUCACUUUUAUCACUCUUGGCACAAGGUCCACUUACUGGAGAUGGUCUGGAAUAUGUCUGGAAAUUAUUUAAUGAGCCACAAUUGACAUAGAUAUUCUGUCUUUAUCCAUAUAUUAAAGGCACUCUAAAAAAAGUUGAGAAAAUGAUACAAAGCCACAAAGUGAAUACAAACUGAUCUAGCGGUGUGUUUGGACAAGGUUUAAAGAACUACACUGACUCACUUGGGUAGUUUACCAGUUUACCCAGUAUCUGAGAGGACUGAUUACAUGAUCGUUAUCUGUGUCUCCUAUAGAUGUAUCUGUUCAUUGUGCAUGUUCCGUACCCACAGACAGCCAGCAUUAAACUAAACAGCAGCUGAGACCUUUUGUGUAUUUAAUUUAUUGUAGGUAAGGGUUUUCAUUUUAAUGCUGAAACAAAAAUGCACACAACACCAGUACAAACACUGCAGGCUAAGCAAGUCAAACAAAAGAAUGAACCUUUUGAUAAACAUUGUAUUCCUUCUGUUUUUGACUUUAGUGACAUUAGUCAGGUUAAGCCGGUUUGCAGCAAAACACUGCCAAAUAAUGCAUCAGAUUAUGUAACCAGCCUUUGAGCUCUUUCUAGCACAUGCUGAUAUGUGCAGAAAAAUACAACUGCCACACACUACAAAUGAAUGAGCACAACAUCCAUUUACUAUGCCAUACCAAAAAAAACUAUUAUGCAUAAAACAGGUACCACUUUCACCAGCAUAUCUGUCCACAAACCUGAUCCAAGCACAAGUUUCUACAAUUUGUACCCUUAGUUUAUGAUGAAUAUCAAUAAUGAAGAUCGAGAUUUUGUAUCAUGAUUUUUGAUCAUGUGCUGUAGUAUUGAGCAUACUACAGCACAUGUUAACAUUUUAGCAUGCACACUGGACAGAAUUACCUAGACACAGGUGACAUUGUUUGGUAAGAUAACCAACUAGUUAAACUACCCAAUGCAGUUUAGCCCUUGCAAAACUUAAAGACCAUGUCUAGGGAUUCCUACAUAUCUAAGGAAAUCUGCUGAAUAUGAACUAUGAAAUUCAGCUAAAAUGGAACAAUAAUACUGAGUCUGUGGCUUUAAAUGAACUAGGUCAGUGGCUAUUCGUGGCGUGGCUGUAAAAACAUGUUGUCCAAAGCACGUGGCCAUUAAGAAUGCAUGCUUGAUCAGAGCGAGAAUGCUUGGCCCCCCAGAAAUGCUGUUUGCAGCAUUGUUGGGAAUCACUCAUAACUCGUUGACUCGAUGAGGUUUGUUGAAACAGUAGAAAAUCCAGCCACUGCGGAUGACAGGAUCUCUUGCUUGUUUAUUCAAGGUUUAUUUAUAUUGAACAUUUCGCUUGUCCAAAUCUCCCCAAAUUCAAAACGCACGUCCCUUAAGUCCCAAGCUAAACAUCCCCCAAGUAUGAAGGAGAGCUGAUGAACGGUUCUCGAGAUAUGCAAAGGAUUCCUUGCUUUAAAGCUAGAUGUACACACUCAAGACAUUACACUUAGGCGUUUAGGGGUCAUUUUUAACAAAACUGAAUGAAGAAGAAACCUGGACUAUUUUAACUAACCUUGAAAUAAAUUGUUGUGUGGUGUCUGAAGGUCCUUUUUAAAAAAGUCUGCUUGGAAGGUCUAUGAAAUUAUUUCAAAAUGUUCUCUCUUAAGCCUGUACCCUGCUUGGGAUGUGGAAGGUAAAGAAUUUAGUCAAUUUUUUUUUUGUACAGUGUUCCUCCUACCUUAGACUGCAAGCUAGUUCACUGUGAAUGUGUGAAUCCAUUAUGUCCUUUGUGAUAGAGUUGAGCAAAAUAGUUUGAUUGUGUAAAGAUGUAGUAGUGUGCAGCAGAAUUUUUCCAACGUCAACAUACAGAGAUCUAACAGCAGCAAAACUGGAAAGACACAGUGCCUUUGAAUAAGAAAGUGGUGGCAUGCAUUCCGUUCCUCUCAGUGUCUGUCCAUUAAAAGUUUCACAUCUCCAUCUUCUGCCGAUUUCCUUUUUUUCAUUUACUACAUUUCACAGAUAUGAGUUGAGCAGUGCUUAAUUCAAAUGAUGUUAUUCUUUCAGAAUGGCUGAGUCAAUGUGUUCCAAUAUAUAUGAUGGGUCUGAUUCUGGUUCAAUACAGACUUCUUAUUUUGGAAUGUUUUGUCAUAAAUUCUAUCGUUAUGAUGGAAACUGUACUCACCAAAUUCAUUGCUGAGACAUAUGGUUAUCUACAUAAAAUUAUAAGAAAAAAAAAUUAAAUGACAUGAAUAAUAUGUUAUUUUCUAUGAUUAUUUUGUCAAUGAUGAUUGCUGGGUAAUAUUUAUGUCGUUCGAGUCUCUAUGUGAUCAUCUGAUGAGAUGAUACGAUAUACGGUGGCUAGUUUAAGUGGAAAGUCUCUCCACUGAAAAGCUGAGCACAUCCGCAAGUUGAGGGAGAAGUCACACCUUUCAAACAUAAAAGCUGCAGUCAGAAAAGACAAGAGAGAAAAGAACAUCAGGUGAAAGUAGCAAAGCUCCCCUAACUAGAUUCCUUUGGCUUUUCUACGCCAGGCCACAGUGUGUGUGCUUCAUAACUAGUACCCAGCUUGCACUGGGGCCCGUUGUAACUACCUUACACCACUGUGCUGAGGUCUGAGAAAAUGGCAAGAUCAAUUGGGCUGAACUCCGAUAGGGCAAAAAACACAAGCAGUAUCAACAGGAUGUAAACAAAACCCCAAAGUUAGCCAAACUUAUUGGGCAAAGAAAACAAAGAUGAAUGGGAAAAUGAUGAUACACAAUGUAUUAGACCCGAUCCAAAACAACGUUGUCUGGUUCGCUCACCUUUAGUCUUAUUUUAAAAAUAACAGCUUGUGGUUCUUCCCCGGUCACCAAUGUGCCCAUAACAGAUAGAAAUGAUGGAUAAAAAAAACAA
Anoplopoma fimbria (sablefish) is the source of this 8182-nucleotide messenger RNA. It is a transcript of the gene ncam1a, whose product is annotated as neural cell adhesion molecule 1a. The coding region runs from base 37 to 3081 and encodes 1014 amino acids. Gene Ontology annotation, cellular component: membrane; neuron projection. Lineage: Eukaryota; Metazoa; Chordata; Actinopteri; Perciformes; Anoplopomatidae. The transcript has 22 exons. The record is from RefSeq and is a predicted model, not a curated record. Gene Ontology annotation, molecular function: protein binding. Gene Ontology annotation, biological process: cell adhesion.